UGAGCGCAGCGUGUCAUUUUUUCAAUUAACUGAUUAUUGUUGCCAUUAAGAAUCCCUUUCCUAAUAUUGAGUUGCACCCCCUUUUGCCAUCAGAACAGCCUCAAUCCAUAGGGGCGUGGCCUUUUCAAGGUGUCGAAAGCGUUCCACAGGGAUCCUGGCCCAUGUUUACUUCAAUGCUUAUUCCCACAGUUGUGUCAAGUUAGCUGGGUGUCCUUUGGGUGGUGGACCAUUCUUGAUACACACGGGAAACUGUUGAGCGUGGAAAAACCCAGCAGCGUUGCAGUUCUAGACACACUCAACCCGGUGCGCCUGGCGCCAUGUUGCCCAUUCACCCUCUGAAUGGCACACAUACACAAUCCAUGUCUCUAUUGUCUCAAGGUUUAAAAAUCCUUCAUUAACCUGUCUUCUCCCCUUCAUCUACAUUGAUUGAAGAGGAUUUAACAGGUGACAUCAAUAAGGGAUCAUAGUUUUCACCUGGUAAGUCUAUGUCAUGGAAAGAGUACGUGUUCCUAAUGUUUUGUACACGCAGUGUAUACCAUGACCACCACAUCCUAGAUAAUAUAAAGGCUAAAGGCCUAAAACACAGGGCUGAGGCAGAUGCAUGUGUAGUAAUAGCCCUUCCAUAGUGUCUGGAGUGUCCCAUGGGUAUUCCUAAUGUUUUUUACAGUGUAUUUGAUGCAAGUGAAGUAUGGUUUGUCUAAAUCAAUUGGCCACAUCCACAUCAGUUGUGCACAGUGCGCGGUAAAUAAUAUUUUAGUGCUGGGGGACAUGUUCUCAAUUACGUCUUUGAAUGACUUAAUUAUGCUCAGGAGAUUAGUAAGUACAUCCAUACUACACUCUCUCCAUCCAUUUUACUCCCUAAUCUUGUUAAAUAUUUCCAUGCGGGAUCACGCGUUCAUUAGAGUUUGUGUCAGUCUGAGAAUCAUGCGGUUGGCUUUCGCUAUGAGAAAGGAGGAGUUAGAGAGGCGGUGGACCCUUUUAAGAACACACUGUCACUUUGUGCGCCUGAGAGCUCAGUUGGAUAGGCCUCAGUUCACACAUUAAGAUUGCUUGGAGCCUACUUGGACGUACAAAUGGUAGAAGAUUUUCUCUCAUGCGAUCCAGCACCAAGUAGCUGUAUUCAGACUCAGACUAGGAUUCUCAUCACUUGGAAGUACCAUAUAUGGGCUAUGUGCAAAAUACAGUUGGAUAAACCUUUGAAUCUAAACAGUUACUUGGGAAAGAGACGAUUUCACAUGGAUGAUUCUCCACUGUGAGCAUCUGGGCUCUUCACUCUGUGUUAAAGUUCGUUCUGGAGACCUCCGUUUGUGGGAAAAUAUCACUCCAAUUUCAGGGUUGCGACAUAAACGUGACCUAAACUACCUUCACCUCACACAUUCUGUGCUCUUUUUUUCCUGCGGUCACAGUCCAGUUGAAUAGGAUAUGAUGUCUAUAGAAUAACUUGUUAAUUCUGUUACACUAUAGAGACCACAAAGAAAAUAUUUCAAGGCAUUUUAUUUCCACCUCAUUCAGGAGCCUAUUACAGCAAAGAGUAGCAGACAUGGCGGACAACACGUCUCAACAUAACUUCAUCAUGCACCACCACAUGGAGCUGAGCACCCUCACCGUGUACAGUGAGAACAGCACCAACAACACCGGCGCCAGGGAGCAGAACUCUACGACCUGCUCGCUCCGCAUUCCACAGGAGCUGUUCCUGACGCUGGGCCUCAUUAGUCUGGUGGAGAACAUUUUAGUGGUGCUGGCCAUCAUCAAGAACCGCAAUCUGCACUCGCCCAUGUACUACUUCAUAUGUUGCCUGGCCGUCUCCGACAUGCUGGUCAGCGUCGCCAACGUGGUGGAGACCAUAGUCAUGUUGCUCACCGAACACGGGCUGCUAGUUGUCACACCUGAAAUGCUGCGGCACCUGGACAACGUCAUCGACAUCAUGAACUGCAGCUCGGUGGUGUCGUCGCUGUCCUUCCUGUGCACCAUCGCCGCCGAUCGAUACAUCACCAUAUUUUACGCGCUGCGUUACCACAGCAUUAUGACCACGCAGCGCGCCGUGACCAUCAUCGCGAUGGUGUGGCUGACCAGCAUCACCGCCAGCAUACUUUUUAUUGUCUACCACUCGCACACCGCCGUCAUUGUAUGCCUCGUCACCUUCUUCUGCAUCACUCUCGUCUUCACCGCUGUGCUCUACAUGCACAUGUUCAUCCUGGCGCACGUGCACUCGCGGCGCAUCAUGGCCAUCUACAAGUCUCGCCGCCAGGGCACGAGCAUGAAGGGCGCCAUCACGCUCACUAUCCUGCUAGGGGUCUUCAUCCUCUGCUGGGGACCCUUCUUCCUCCACCUUAUUCUCAUCCUCACCUGCCCCACGAACCCAUUCUGCACCUGCUUUUUCAGCUACUUCAACCUCUUUCUCAUCCUCAUCAUCUGUAACUCGCUCAUCGACCCUCUCAUCUACGCCUAUAGGAGCCAGGAGCUGCGCAAGACACUCAAGGAGCUGCUCUUCUGCUCCUGCGUCACCUUUCGAUGCGAUUCCAUACUUGAGUGUCUAUUUCCAUGGAAGUUCACGUGACUGCAGGAUUUGUUCAGGAAUAAAAUAUUAUUUGAUAUUUGCGGCACUAUUAGGCGUAUGCCUGCCGUUGUUGUUGAAUUAACUGAAAUACAUGGUGAAUGAGACCUCAGGUUGGAUUGCGCACAACGGCAGAGCCACGAAUGGGACCUUUUACUAACCCCUGGCCUCUUCCAUGUUGCAGGCCAAGCCAUACAUAUGUGCUAUUCUUGCGUGUCGAAUAAAUACUUGAAUCAUAAUCUGAAGCAUUUAUAUCUAAUUAUACACAGCAAAUGUGUGAUCGGAAUUGUAACACCCACAGUGUUAAAUGUACCACUUUCUUGGAAAUCAUAUGUUAACAUCUCAAAUAGCCUAGUGUUAAACUAACUAGCAAAUUCCCACUUAAAUUAACACUUUAUAAGAGCUGAUGCUGUUACACUUUCUCAGUGUUAGCGAAUUAACACCUGUGGUGUUACAGUAACUCAUUUUGGAGUGUUAUUUUAACACUUUAGGGUGUAAAAACUGCACAUUUAUUUCCCAGUGUUACUAUUUUGUCUGUGUAUUUGUUAGUGACAGAAAUUAUUGUUGCAUUCGAUGGCUUUUAGUUUUCUAGCCUUCACCUAGUGAGUGACUAAGUGAAUAUUUGAUCAUAAAAAUUGUAUUAUUUAUGUUAAUACUUAUACAUUACUUUUAAAUGAUGUUGAAUCAACAUGGAGUAAACAUUGAUUUGAAGUCUGUGCCCAGGACAGGCCACAUUAGCAAGUCACAUUAUUCUGUCUUUCAAAGUGUUGUAUAAUUCCUAUUGGAAUCUAGUCAGUUUGCAUAUCCAACAACUACAACUGCAGUUAGAAUGACUGCCAAGGUAGGGAAGAUUGAUAAAUGAGACUUCCUUAACCAUCUAAACUGGAACAACCAUCUCAAUAACGGGUGAAAUAAGGCCAACUACUUUCAGAUUGGAUUAGUUAGAUGUUUUAUUUAUUUAUCUUUGUUUAGUAUAAGAUCAAUGAAUCAAUCAAGGUGCAUGCAGAAACAUAGGUCUAGAUAUUAAAACAAACUAUUCUAAAAAGCAACCGGCAACAAAGCAUGCUGGGAAAUAUGAUAAUGAGGACCCUCCCGUGUCUUCAAUCUGAGAGAGUUAACGGAAAUGAACUCAACACAGCCGAGUAACAACAACACCACACAGUGUUGAUUCCACUGUGAUUCAAGUAACUUCAUUUAUUCACUGCAGGUGUUUUUUAAUGUCAAUCCCACUGGUGUUAUUCCCACCAGAAUCAACACUCCGAUAUAACACUCACAAAACUUUUUACCUCAACACUGAGAUUUUAACACCCUCAAAUUUGCUGUGUAGUUAUCAUCUCCAUACAACAGCAACUUUUUCAAAGAUGCCAAUGUCUGUAAAAGCUGCGGGUCCAGUUUUCUCAGGCACCAAGAAACUUAGGUUUAACAGUACAUUACUGUAAACUUUAUAGUAAUGCUCUACAGUAAUGUACUGUUAAACCAAAGUUGCUUUGGAAUUUACGGUAACAUACUGUAAAAUUUGUUAAAGUAAUUUACAGGUAACUGGCUGCCAGUAAGUUAGCAUAAAAACAACAUUAUUAUUUUACAGUGUACUAUGUAGGACAAAUAGUAAUUUGUGCUUUAAUCAUAUAGCCAACACUGGAAAUAUACUUUAAAUAAGAUAUAGCAAGUGUUCUAUUUAAAAUAGGAAAGAAUUUCCCGGGAAUGUUGUUGGGAAAAGGAUGUUGUUUGAAAGACGCUAUUGUUGAGAGACAAUCCAUGGGCCUAAUGAUAUACACUAGCCCUGAUGCUUUGUAUGGAGUCAAAUAAGGAUGCACAAAAAUUAGUCAUGAAGUUGUUUUGUACAAGAGAACAAUUCUGUCACGUUUUGAUUAAAUAAAAUGAGUGCAUUGUGAAGUCCAAUAAUAGCCUAAUUGGUCUAUAUAGAGAGUUGUAUUUUUAUUUAUUCACUCAUUAUUUGUAAACAUCCCAUUUCCAAGUAUGUACAAAGACGUUUCACAGUAUGAUUUAGGCCUUUGACGAAAAUUGCCUAUAAAUUGAAAUAAAUCUUUGGGGAUUUCAUGUAAAAAGUUUUACUGUAAUCUUAAAACAGAUCAGACAUUUUAAGAUUAUCCUCACCAUUUUAAUGCAAAUAAUAAUGUAUGCAUAGACAGAAACAAAAUGUUUAUUUCAAUGUUUAUUUCACAAGUAGCCCAUGUAAUGUAGGCUAGGCAUGUUUUUUAAUUGUGUUAUGGAUGUACUGAAUACUUUGAAUGUUUCAACAUAUUUAUAACAUUUUCAAAAGCCUCAAGAGGGUAUCAAUAUUAAUCUCUUUAAACAAUCCAUGCUAUUUUAUGGCUAUGUGUAAAAACCAAGGCUCAAACUUAUCUCAUUGUAAAUGUGUACAUUUGAUUACUUUUUACCUUAUUUCAACAUAUGGUCUUGCUAUGGUCAAAUUGUACUGAUAUGUACUGAUCAAAAAUAUAAACACAACAUGCAACAAUUUCUAAGAUUUUACUGAGUUACAGUUUGUAUAAGGAAAUCGGUCAUUUGAAAUAAAUUCAUUAGGCCCUAAUCUAUGGAUUUCACAUGACUUGGCAGGGGUGCAGCCAUAGGUGGGCUUUGGAGAGCAUAGGCCCACCCACUUGCCAGCCAGGCCCACCCACCACCCAGGCCAGAUGAGGAAGGGCUGGCGUGGUUACACGGGGUCUGCAGUUGUGAGGCCGGUUGGACAUACUGCCAAAUUCUCUAAAGCAAUGUUAGUGGCAGCUUAUGGUAAAGAAAUUAACAUUAAAUUCUCUGGCAGCAGCUCUGGUGGACAUUCCUGUAGUGAGCAUGCCAAUUGCAUGCUCCCUCAAAACUUGAGACAUCUGUGGCAUUGUGUUGUGUGACAAAACUACACAUUUUAAAGUGGUCUUUUAUUCUCCCCGGCACAAGGUGCACCUGUGUAAUGAUCCUGCUGUUUAAUCAGCUUCUUGAUAUGUCACACCUGUCAGGUGGAUAGAUUAUAUUGGUAAAGGAGAAAUGCUCACUUACAGGGAUGUAAACAAAUGUGUGCACAACAUUUGAGAGAAAUAAGCUAUUUGUGUGUAUGGAACAUUUCUGGGAUUUUUUAUUUUUGAUUUCAUGAUGGUGUGUUAUUUAAUAACAGCAUCAGUAAUGAGGACAGUGAUAGUACGCAUGAUAACAAUAUAAUUCUACCAUUAUUGUUGUCAUAUCAUUUGUUGCUAUAAUAUUGUUGUAAUAUUGAUAAUUAAUAAUUACUAUUAUUAUUUCAAUACUAAUAAUAACAUUAUUAAUCCAAAAAUAUGUAUUUCUCUUGUUAUUGUAUGUACAGUGUACAUAUUGCAUGUCAUACAUUUCUUAAUCGUGUAAUGUUUGUUGAUGUCAAUCCUCAUUUCUUUUAGUCAGCAUGUGAUUGUGUGGAUAAAAAAAAAC
Molecule: messenger RNA, 5968 nt
Organism: Oncorhynchus keta (chum salmon)
Lineage: Eukaryota; Metazoa; Chordata; Actinopteri; Salmoniformes; Salmonidae
Product: melanocyte-stimulating hormone receptor-like
Exons: 1
Coding region: 1541-2557 (338 amino acids)
Biological process (GO): G protein-coupled receptor signaling pathway
Cellular component (GO): membrane
Molecular function (GO): melanocyte-stimulating hormone receptor activity
Source: RefSeq, a predicted model, not a curated record